GCAGUCCAGCAUCAUCGCUCCCGGAGAAUAACAUGGCUCUGACGGGCACAUAGCGGCCGAAUCCCCGGUCUCUGCCCGCAGGAGCGCCGCGGCACCGGCAGAACAUGUGAGGAUCUCCAGCGCUGCAGGUUUCUCCAGCUCUUCCAGCAUGUUUGGAAAGAAGAAGAAGCGUCUGGAGAUUUCGGCUCCGUCUAACUUCGAGCACCGCGUACACACAGACUUCGACCCGCAGCAGCAGAAGUUCACCGGCCUGCCGCAGCAAUGGCAGAGUCUGCUGGCGGACACAGCCAACCGGCCCAAACCCAUGGUGGACCCGUCCUACAUCACACCCAUACAGCUGGCACCUAUGAAGAUGUCUCCCAAGAAGGUCCGGUUGGCUGAAUCGCCGUUGCGAAAAACUAUCGUGCGGGGCAGCCGAGCACCCAGAGACGCCUCCAUCAACGGUCUGUUGGAGGAGUUCGACAGCAUCUCGGUGUCGCGCUCCAACUCUCUGCGCAGGGACAGUCCGGCAGCGGCGGCGGCGGCAGUGGGGGGCAGCAGAGCGCAGAACGGCUUUGGACAGUACGGCCGCUACUCCUGCGAUCUGGACAGCGGAGUGUGUGUGGAGGCGGAGUGGCAGCAGCGCUCCUCGCUGCGGCAGAACGGACACCCCGGCCUCGGCCCUGGCCCCAUCCGUAGCCCCUUCUACCCCGACGCCAUGCCACAGAAGGCCUCGGAGUGGGCCAGGCUGCCGCCGGAUUAUCAUGCGUACCUGGAGAGCCGGACACAGAUAUGCGGGGAGGGGCCGGUGGGCCGGCGGGACUACCGCGCCUCUUUGGGUGGCUCCAGCUUGGACUAUAGGGACGCUCCGCUGGGCACGCCGUCCCGCCUGUCGCUCCGCAGCGAUCACACCAGCUGUCCCGACGCAGACUGGGGCUUCGGUGAGCUCCACAAGCGGCCCAAAUCUUCCUACGGCAGCCACGGCAGCCCUCAGCCGGCGCUCCGGCAGCGCUCGCGGUCCGGUUCAGGUCUGCAGGAGCCCAGCAGCAGCAGCGGCAGCAGCGGCGCCCCCUACAGCAUCAGUGCGCUCUCUGCAGCACCACCACAGGGCUCCUACAGCUCUUACACCUACCCCAGACUCUCCGAAAACACCUCCGCUAUGAUCAUCGGCAAGGCGGAGUAUGAUCGAGUGUGUCGUGAUGGCAGUCCUCAGGCAGUGUGUGAGCCAUACCCGCGUGUGCCGCUGAAGCUCCCGCACAGUAAAGUGCUGUACCCGCCGGUGCUGCAGUACCCGCCGCUGCUGUGCCAGCCAUCCCCGUACCAGCACCCGCCAUCACAGCCCAGCCCACCCUACACCCCUGCAGGCGCACACUCACACACACACUCGCAGCCAUCCUCGCCCUACGUCCCGCCCGGGGCCUACCCUCCGCCCAGCUGGGGCUCGCCCGCGGAGCAGCCCCCCCCUCGGGUGUCCCAUGAGCAGUUCCGGGCAGCGCUGCAGCUGGUGGUGGAACCCGGUGACCCGCGCCAGGGCCUGGACAGCUUCCUGAAGAUCGGCGAGGGCUCCACGGGCAUCGUCUGCAUCGCCACUGAGAAGCACAGCGGCAAACAGGUGGCGGUCAAGAAGAUGGACCUGCGGAAACAGCAGCGGCGUGAGCUCCUGUUCAAUGAGGUGGUCAUCAUGAGGGAUUACCAUCAUGAAAAUGUGGUGGACAUGUACAACAGCUACCUGGUGGGAGACGAGCUCUGGGUCGUCAUGGAGUUCCUGGAGGGCGGAGCUUUGACUGACAUCGUCACGCACACCAGGAUGAAUGAGGAACAGAUCGCCACCGUGUGUCUGUCAGUGUUGAAGGCGCUCUCAUAUCUGCACACUCAGGGCGUCAUUCACAGAGAUAUCAAGAGUGACUCCAUCCUACUGACCAGUGACGGGCGGAUCAAACUGUCUGACUUCGGCUUCUGCGCUCAAGUGUCUAAAGAGGUUCCCAAGAGGAAGUCUUUAGUGGGGACGCCGUACUGGAUGGCUCCAGAGGUCAUCUCCAGGUUACCCUAUGGCACUGAGGUGGACAUCUGGUCUCUGGGCAUCAUGGUGAUAGAGAUGGUGGAUGGAGAACCACCAUAUUUCAACGAGCCGCCACUGCAGGCCAUGCGAAGAAUACGAGACAACCUGCCACCCCGACUCAAGGAGUCUCACAAGGUGUCGUCGGUGCUGCGGGCAUUCCUGGAGCUGAUGCUGGUGCGAGAGCCUUCCCAGCGGGCGUCAGCACUGGAGCUCCUGCAGAACCCCUUUCUGAAACUGGCGGGACCCCCAGCCUGCAUCGUCCCACUAAUGCGGCACUACCGGCCCCGCUAACACACACACACACACACACACACACACUCUCACCCUGUAUUCUAGCUGUGCUGUAAGUGGCCUGUACAGUUUUGAUAAGCUCCAGUAUUUUGUGGUGGUGUUCUCCAUGGUCAGACAGGCAGAGUCACACAAACACACGCAUGCACUCACGCACACACACACACACAGUCCUGCUGAUAUGAAUAUGAAUAAUACGUUUCCUACAGUUUGUGUGUGUGUGCAGAUGGAGGUGCAGACACACACACAGAGGACUCUGAUAUAUUUCUGUACUGUACAUUUGUAGAGGCUGCACCCCCCCCCCCCCACCCUGUUUAUACACUCUUUGAUUUCUGACUCAGUAGUGUGGCCUUCUUCAUCUCACACACACACGCUCACACACACACCCAUGCUCACACACACUCAUCCUCUUCCAGCAAUACCUGAUGUGUUCAGCACAAUAACCUGAGCAGACGUGUGUGUGUGUGCGUGCGUGUGUGUGUGUGUGUGCGUGUGUGUGUGUGUGUGCGUGUGUGUGUGUGUGUGUGUGUGUGUGUGUGUGUGUGUGUGUGUGUGUGUGUGUUUGUGUCUCACUGUGAGCAUCUGAACUGUAGAGAUCAGCAGAUCAGCUGAUCCGCUUCAUGUUUGUACAGUGACCCACGUGUGUGUGUGUGUGUGUGUGUGUGUGUGUGUCCAAGAACUGCUCAAUAAACUACACACCGCAGCAGAG
This is a messenger RNA of Danio aesculapii, 3035 nucleotides long. RefSeq names its product p21 protein (Cdc42/Rac)-activated kinase 5 (gene pak5). The record is from RefSeq and is a predicted model, not a curated record. Lineage: Eukaryota; Metazoa; Chordata; Actinopteri; Cypriniformes; Danionidae. Gene Ontology annotation, cellular component: cytoplasm. The transcript has 10 exons. The coding region runs from base 149 to 2329 and encodes 726 amino acids. Gene Ontology annotation, biological process: cytoskeleton organization; regulation of MAPK cascade; protein phosphorylation. Gene Ontology annotation, molecular function: ATP binding; protein serine/threonine kinase activity.